UAAAUGACGUUUUGAAGCCGUCGAAAUGUCACUAUCCUGAAAAUGUUGAAAAACUGAAGUAUUAUUCCAGAUUUACCCGUUAAAAAUGAGCGUUGAGCGUUCGCGCCGCCCUCAUCACAUGAAAUAGAUCGUUGCACGCGCCUGCCAGCAUUCUGAAGGUGGGCCCGCCCUCGCCGCGCGCUAGCGCCAGCCGCACGAUAAUGUGAUGUCGGUGAGGACUAUGGACAAUGAGCAAUCAGGCUUCAUCCAGAAGAUCAACUACAAGGAGAUCUCGCGGCAGCAGCUCGUCGGCGAGGGGAGCUUCGGAAAGGUGUACCUAGGCCAGUGGCGCAACAAGACCGUCGCGAUCAAGGCCUACUCCACCGAGGAGGAACGCAAGGCAUUUACUGUUGAAGUCCGGCAGCUGUCAAGAGUCAGCCAUGAUAACAUCAUCCAUUUGUAUGGUGCUUGCACUGACGAUCAACACUUCUGCUUGGUCAUGGAGUAUGCAGAGGGUGGUUCACUCUUCUACAUUCUCCACAGUGCCAAGAAUAUUAAAUAUAAUUUAGGCCAUGCACUCUCCUGGGUGUAUCAAUGUGCAAAGGGCGUGAAUUACCUGCACAAUAUGAAACCGAAACCACUGAUACAUCGCGAUUUGAAGCCGCCGAAUCUCCUGCUCGUUAACAGCGGCGUGCAACUGAAGAUUUGCGAUUUUGGUACGGCGGCAGACAAAUCGACGUACAUGACGAAUCAGAAGGGUUCAGCGGCGUGGAUGGCUCCGGAGGUGUUCUCCACUAACAACUAUACGGAGAAGUGCGAUGUAUACUCGUGGGGCAUCAUAUUCUGGGAGGUGCUCACGCGUAAAAAGCCGUUCUACAAUGGGCUCAACGCGUUGCAGAUCAUGUGGUCGGUGUACAAGGGCAAACGGCCGCCAUUAAUCCUUGACUGCCCGGCGGUCAUCGAGGAUUUGAUCGUCAGGUGUUGGGAUGGCACCGCUAUCAAUCGGCCGAACAUGUCUGAAAUUGUUAGUUUAAUGGAAAAACUAGUCUCAUUAUUUCCGGAUUGUUGUCAACCGGUGACACGCCUCAGCGAUGAUGAACUGAUCGAUGAAGACGAAGAAGACCUGGAGGACAUCGAUGAGAUGGAUGACAGUUCCGUGCUUUUCACACAGAAUGGUAUUCACGCCGAUGACACGAUGCAGUGCACGCACAGCCAAAGAAGCAUGCAGCAGCAGAGCCUGCCGCAACCGACGCCCGAAAUGUCCACGCAGCUAAAUGUUCAAGUGGAUCCUAAUAGCUGGACGUUGGCCGAGGACGCUGAUAUGGAGCUGGAGAUGCGGCCCGGUUUCGACAAGAUGAUAUGGAAGCAGCACGGUAAAACCAGCAUUGUUCAGGCUGGCCGCACCACUCCGACGGAUACCGACAAGGCUGAUCCUGAUCUGGACAACAUGUACAUGUGUCUGGAUCCGAAUUUGCGACCAGCAACGCCUGACUUUUCCGAUCCGCAAAGCGUACGCCUCUUUGAGGAACACAAAUCUAUUGCGAGGGACUACUUCAAGGUAGAAACACAAAUAUAUUACCAGACGCAGGAAUGUGACCGCUUGCGCGCGAAGCAGAGCGUCGAGAGGCAGCGUCAACUCAAAAACAUUCAGAACCUGCAGAGCGAGAAGGAGUCGUUGAUACUUUUGAAAGAGACGCUGCUGCAGCAGAAGGAAGCCAUGUCGGACCGCAACGAUGUUUGGCAGGUUCUCUCGCGUCACGAAGACGACGACGACGUGUAACUUUCGUUUCGUAUUCAGCUUUACUUCCAUACAUUUUCCAAAUUACACCAAAACUAAACCAAACAAACCAAAAACAAUUAAGGAUCAGUUGUACAUUGAUUCUUGUAUUUUGUAUUAAAUCAACUGAGAUUCACACUUGAUCAACUUAAUUAACUUAAUUUUUUACUAGAACAUUUUUAGUUUACUUUUGUAACAUUCACUUAGUCGGUAAGGUUUAAGUUUCGAUCAUCGCAUCAUCACGUUAGCUGUUUUGAUUUAUUACUGUUUGUGUAAAUCUUCAUUUCGUAGUUCCUAAUUCACUGUUAUCGACAGACUUUAUAGUUUCGAAGGUGAUAACAUUCAACAGCAAUAUUUGUUCGCAACCUUGUUAUAGAUAUUGAGAAAUGUGAAAUACAUACACACAUGUUUGCCACUUUUUAA
Molecule: messenger RNA, 2179 nt
Organism: Dalotia coriaria
Lineage: Eukaryota; Metazoa; Arthropoda; Insecta; Coleoptera; Staphylinidae
Product: mitogen-activated protein kinase kinase kinase 7-like
Exons: 7
Coding region: 206-1759 (517 amino acids)
Biological process (GO): JNK cascade; immune response; protein phosphorylation
Molecular function (GO): magnesium ion binding; ATP binding; MAP kinase kinase kinase activity
Source: RefSeq, a predicted model, not a curated record